AGUUGUUUUUUGGAACACUAUAGAUCAUGAAAUUGACGUCUCUCCUUCUUCAAGUCUUGUGAUCUUCCUAUUUCUGACGCCAAUUCCCAUCGUUCACACUCCAAAUUCGUUCCUCCACCGAUCAAAUCCCUAGUUUAUGUAACAUCAAUCGGUAAGAUCUGAGCGUUCCGCUAUGAAUUUCUUCAAAUCCGUCUUCUCAGAUGACCCAGAUCCUCCAGGAACCGAAUCGGAGUCCGAUUCACCAAAACACAGCGAACAGCACGAAAACCCAGAGCAGUCUAACCCUAACGACGAAGACGGCGGAUGGAGCUUCGGUGGUCUGAUGAAAACCAUAGCCACCAGAUCCGAAUCCGUAAUUGAAACCUACCGACGAGAUCUCGAAGAAUUCGGGACAGGUUUGAAGAAGGAGAUCGAAGUGGCGCAGGGAUCGCUUGGUACCGUGGGACAUGCCAUUGAUGAACUUGGGAACACGGUGCUGAAGGGUACGGCUGAGAUCAUCGCUCAGGGUAAGGAAGCGAUAUUAGCCGCUGGUAACGAAUCUGAUUCUUCUGAUAACAAUAGCAGUAACAGUUUUGGUCGUCGUGAUAGCUUUAGCUCGAAACCCUAUAGCCGUUUCGAUGCUCAGGUUCGCGUUGUUCAAGGCGAUCUCAACACUUACUGUGAAGAGCCUGAGGAUUCAGAUGAUUAUAAAAAGUGGGAAUCUGGGUUUUCCCUGGGCGAAAAAGCUGAGGAGAUGGAGAAAUUGCUGGAGGAAAAUGGGGAUAUGAAAGGAGUGUAUAAAAGGGUUGUCCCGAGUAUGGUUGAUCAUGAGACCUUCUGGUUUAGGUAUUUCUACAAGGUUCACAAGCUCAAGCAAGCUGAAGACCUGAGGGCUAAUCUUGUGAAGCGAGCCAUCUCUCUGGAUGAUGAGGAAGAACUGAGCUGGGAUAUUGAUGAUGAAGAGGAGAGCAGCGAGAAAGCUACUGAAGCUACCAAAGAAGUUUCAAGAUUGAAACUUGAGGGGAAUGAUGACACGGGUAGUGGAGAUGUGAGCGAAACUGUGAAAGAUUCAGUGAUAAAUGCAGAUCCGGUGACUGAAAAGAGCGUGAAAGAUGAAGUGAAAAGUGCAGAUUCAGUGACUGAAGUGAGCAAUGUUGGUUUGAAGAUAGAUACAGAUUCGGAGAAGAAGAAGGAAACUGGUAAUGAGGACGUUCCAGAAUCAAAAACAGUAAUUGAUACUUCUGAUGAGGCUCCAGUUCAAGAUUCGGGCAAACGCGAGGCUGUUCCAGAAUCUGAUGAGACUGCUCAAUCUCAGAACUCAGCUAAACCAGAUGGUGUUGCUUCUUCAUCAACUCAACAACCAUCGGAAGAAGAUUUGGGAUGGGACGAGAUUGAGGAUAUGAGUAGCAUCGAUGGUAAGGAAACGAGUCGCUCUGGUGGUAGUCCAAACAGAGCUGAGCUGCGUAAACGUCUAAGUGCUGCAGAGGAAGAUGAAGACUUAAGUUGGGACAUUGAAGAUGACGACGAUACUUCUUCCAAAGCUUAAUGUAGUUUUAUAGUGGUGUGCUUCUUUCUCUUACUUGUACUUGUUUUUUGUAAGUUUCUGGCAAUUUGCCUCCAUUCUUCAGUUGUUUUCUCUUGAACGUUUUAUAUAAUUUGAUUUGAAAAUAUGCUAUAC
This is a messenger RNA of Eutrema salsugineum, 1657 nucleotides long. Its product is annotated as BSD domain-containing protein 1. The transcript has a single exon. Lineage: Eukaryota; Viridiplantae; Streptophyta; Magnoliopsida; Brassicales; Brassicaceae. The record is from RefSeq and is a predicted model, not a curated record. The coding region runs from base 173 to 1525 and encodes 450 amino acids. Gene Ontology annotation, cellular component: cytoplasm.